This is a messenger RNA of Danaus chrysippus (African queen), 465 nucleotides long. The record is from the annotation of a GenBank genome assembly. Lineage: Eukaryota; Metazoa; Arthropoda; Insecta; Lepidoptera; Nymphalidae.
AUGGAGUUCGCGUUGUUAUUUGUUGCAUUAGCGCUGUUUUGGAAACCUUCUUCGGGACUUCAUUGUUUCAAAUGCGCUCCCGAGGAGACCUACUCCGGUGAUCAACAGUGCAGCCAUUUCGACGGUAGCGACAAAUUCCUUGUACUAUGUGAACAUUCAACCAUGUGUUUCAAGAGACAGACCACCUUAAGACUGGCUAAUGGUAUGAGUUCGAUGAGUGUGGAGAGGGGAUGCGCUUCUCAACGUUUGUCGGGGGACCAAGCAAGAAUAAAUGGUAGGUGGCAAUUAGUGGAUACGAUAUACGAAGUGUACGAGGAGGCUUGCAAGGAAGCACCCACGGACUCCGACGGACCUACGCAAACAUUGCACUGUUUCUGCCGUGGCAAUCUAUGUAAUAACUCCAGAUAUAAUAUAGCCAGUUAUACUUUAAUCGUUAUCGCCCUGUUCGUGUAUUAUCUUAGAUAG